Pleurotus ostreatus (oyster mushroom) is the source of this 1386-nucleotide messenger RNA. RefSeq lists its product as uncharacterized. NCBI's taxonomy places the organism in Eukaryota, Fungi, Basidiomycota, Agaricomycetes, Agaricales, Pleurotaceae. The transcript is spliced from 10 exons. The record is from RefSeq and is a predicted model, not a curated record. Gene Ontology annotation, cellular component: membrane. The coding region runs from base 1 to 1386 and encodes 461 amino acids.
AUGUCAACAACAACUCCUAGAUUAGGAAAGACCGGGUCUAUGGUCUCGGAGGCAACAGCAGACAUGUCGGAACAGCCAACACCUGCAUCCAACAAACCGUUUUCGGCACAGUUCACAGACAAAGAUACCAGGACUUCAGCAGCUCGAAGCAUAUACCUUAAAGUGAUGAUCGGCUCUUCAUUUGCCAUCUCACUCGCUAUUUUUGGGGUGUUCUCGAUAUACUGGGGUUCUUUGUGGAAGACACCGGUGAGGCAGUUGCAUGGCUGGGUCGUGGAUUUCGACGGCGGGGAGAUUGGUCAAGCCGUGUUGCAGGGGAUCCAAAACAUACCAGCUGCUGCGACCAAGGUCCAUUGGGAGGUACACCCUGCCGGCGAGUUUCCGAAUGGGGCGGCGGAUGUAUCUGCUGCUGUGCUCGAAGAACAUUGUUGGGUGGCUAUUUCUAUCAACUCAGGGAGCUCCGAUGCCCUCACCUCGGCUUUGGCGAACGCGAACGCAUCGUAUGCCGGGUCGAGUGCGAUCACUGUAUUCGCAGAGGAAGCGCGGAAUGAAAAUGCAUUCCGAGGGUUCAUCCGUCCGAGCGUCGAUGCUGCGCUCCAAACGAUCAGCAAACAAUACGCUAUUAGAUUUGCUCAACAACUUGCCUCCGCUUCUUCUUCAUCCGUAAAUCUGACCUCUGUACUCGCCAACGCCCCGCAAGUUAUAACGGAACCGCUAUCGUACACCAUCGCCAAUCUGCGGCCUUUUGAUGUUCCUGUAGCGACUGCAGCUGUUUUCGUCGGACUUAUCUACAUGACUAUCCUUGCAUUCUUCAUAGUGAUGACCGCCAGUGCUGCUCGACAGAUGUCCGGCCUGGAAAACAUGCUUACCUACGGCUCCCUGGUCCGAGUCCGUAUCGCCACGACAUUUAUGAUAUACUUCAUCCUAUCCCUGUUCUACUCUCUCCUCAGCAUGGCGUUCGACCUUCCUUUCGACAGAAAAUUCGGCAACUCCGGUUUCCUUGUCUUCUGGAUGCUCAACCUCUUUGGCAUGCUCGCACUUGGCCUGGCUCUCGAAUCCCUCAUAACCCUCCUCACUCCCCGCUUCAUCCCCUUCUUCCUCCUCAUCUGGAUCAUCACUAACGUCUCGGUUGCCCUGUUCCCUCUGGACGUUCUCCCAGGCAUCUUCCGGUAUGGGUAUGCGUGGCCCUUUUAUAAUAUCUCGAGGGCACAGAGGGCGAUUGUAUUCGGGACGAAGAAUGAUGUGGGGCUGAAUUUCGGCGUUCUCAUCGUAUGGGUUACGAUCUCGUGCAUCACGCUGCCGUUCUUCCAGUGGCUCGUCAGGCGCUCCGAUAUCAAAGCCCAAAAGACGAAGGAGCGGCUCGAGGAGAAGGUGGAAGAGAUGCCGUAG